This is a messenger RNA of Eutrema salsugineum, 501 nucleotides long. RefSeq lists its product as uncharacterized. The transcript has 2 exons. Lineage: Eukaryota; Viridiplantae; Streptophyta; Magnoliopsida; Brassicales; Brassicaceae. The record is from RefSeq and is a predicted model, not a curated record. Bases 1 to 501 code for a protein of 166 amino acids.
AUGGCAGCAUCAUCAAGCAAUGAUCGAUUGGAUGAUGCAUAUGAUGAUGCAUUAGAUGAUGCUUUUGAUGAUGCAUUUGAUCGAAAGUUUGAUGCGAAAUUCGAGUCUAUUAAUCAGCAUGCAGAAAAAAGAAAAAAAAAGAAAGCAUAUAUCGAAAGAGAGCGGGAACAAGGCCACUUUCGGUUAUGGAACGAUUAUUUUAGUGAUGAUGCUACUUACCCGCCAGAUACAUUCAAACGGCGUUUUAGAAUGAACAAAGAUUUGUUCAUGCGUAUAGUUGACCGCCUCUCCAAUGAAGUUCUGUACUUCAAGCAAAGAAGAAAUGCCAUCGGAAGAUUAGGUCUAUCUCCUCUCCAAAAAUGUACUGCGGCAAUCCGUAUGAUGGCAUAUGGUACCACAGCUGAUGCAGUUGACGAGUAUCUACGGUUCGGUGCUAGUACGACAUUGUUAUGUUUGGAAAAUUUCACCGAGGUGGAGAGGAUCGGGGCUUUCCCGGGAUGA